AUGUCGUGUUCGCUGCUUGUAUACUGCACGGACCUUCCCCCCACCAGCAUCAUCAUCACCUUCCACAAUGAGGCACGCUCCACGCUGCUCAGAACCAUACGCAGUGUGUUAAACCGCACCCCUAUGCAUCUGAUCCAGGAAAUCAUAUUAGUGGAUGACUUCAGCAAUGACCCUGAAGACUGCAAGCAGCUAAUCAAACUGCCCAAGGUGAAGUGCUUGCGUAACAGUGAGAGGCAAGGUUUGGUCCGGUCCCGGAUGCGGGGUGCUGACAUUGCCCAAGGUACCACUCUGACAUUCCUGGACAGCCACUGUGAGGUGAACAGGGAUUGGCUGCAGCCCCUCUUACAUAGGGUCAAAGAGGACUACACAAGGGUAGUAUGCCCUGUGAUUGACAUCAUUAACCUGGAUACCUUCAACUACAUUGAAUCUGCCUCAGAGCUCAGAGGGGGGUUUGACUGGAGCCUCCACUUCCAGUGGGAGCAGCUGUCCCCAGAGCAGAAGGCUUUGCGCUUAGACCCUACGGAGCCCAUCCGGACUCCGAUCAUAGCUGGAGGGCUCUUCGUGAUUGACAAAGCCUGGUUCGAUUACCUGGGUAAAUAUGACAUCGACAUGGACAUCUGGGGUGGGGAGAACUUUGAAAUCUCCUUCCGAGUGUGGAUGUGUGGAGGCAGCCUGGAGAUCAUCCCCUGCAGCCGGGUGGGGCACGUCUUCAGGAAAAAGCAUCCCUAUGUUUUUCCUGAUGGAAAUGCCAACACAUACAUAAAGAACACCAAGCGGACAGCUGAAGUGUGGAUGGACGAAUACAAACAGUACUACUAUGCAGCCCGGCCUUUCGCCCUGGAGCGACCCUUUGGGAACAUUGAGAACAGGCUGAACCUGAGGAAGAAUCUCCACUGCCAGACCUUCAAGUGGUACCUGGAGACUGUCUACCCAGAACUCAGGGUACCCCCAGACUCCUCCAUCCAGAAGGGCAAUAUCCGGCAAAGGCAGAAAUGCCUUGAGUCUCAAAAGCAGAAAAACCAAGAGGCUCCACACCUCAGGCUAAGCCCCUGCAGCAAGGUCAAAGGAGAUGGAGCAAAGUCUCAGGUGUGGGCCUUCACAUACACCCAGCAGAUCAUCCAGGAAGAGCUGUGCCUGUCUGUUGUCACCCUGUUCCCCGGCGCCCCGGUAGUUCUUGUUCUGUGCAAGAAUGGGGAUGAAAGGCAGCAAUGGACCAAGACUGGUGCCCGCAUCGAGCACAUAGCAUCCCACCUCUGCCUGGACACAGACAUGUUUGGUGACAGCACCGAGGAUGGCAAGGAGGUGGUUGUCAACCCUUGUGAGUCAUCACUUAUGAGCCAGCACUGGGACAUUGUGAGCUCAUGAGACUCAUGGGCAGAUCCAGCUGUGGACCAAGGAUGAUGCUUCCCUGGACCAAACCAAAAUGGAACCCAGGCUGUAAACAGCCCAUGACUGCACCCGAUGCUCACGACUGGAGGUAGAGCAAAGGCCCCCAGGACAGGAGCAACUGUCUCAGGGAAGAUGGAGGAAAAGGUCGCAAACCAGCAGGGCUCAGCAACACCCACACAUGUGCAAUAUUGUGAAGGUCCAGUCCUGGCCAGACUUUCUGAUUGGAACCUGGAGAUGGAGAUCCGAUGAGAAGUGUUUGUUGAACCCUUUCUUACAAAACAAGGCUCUUUCUGGAGGCCAGAAAGGAAAGCUGUCCUUGUCACUGUGCGAGGACUACUUGGAAAGAUGCAGAAUGGAGAUGCUUUUCAGAACAAAUAAAGUUAACAUUGGAACUUGU
Molecule: messenger RNA, 1786 nt
Organism: Psammomys obesus (fat sand rat)
Lineage: Eukaryota; Metazoa; Chordata; Mammalia; Rodentia; Muridae
Gene: Galnt14
Product: polypeptide N-acetylgalactosaminyltransferase 14
Exons: 14
Coding region: 1-1365 (454 amino acids)
Cellular component (GO): Golgi apparatus
Source: RefSeq, a predicted model, not a curated record